Molecule: messenger RNA, 9967 nt
Organism: Chelmon rostratus (copperband butterflyfish)
Lineage: Eukaryota; Metazoa; Chordata; Actinopteri; Chaetodontiformes; Chaetodontidae
Product: collagen alpha-3(VI) chain-like
Exons: 45
Coding region: 287-9172 (2961 amino acids)
Molecular function (GO): protein binding; serine-type endopeptidase inhibitor activity
Source: RefSeq, a predicted model, not a curated record
UUGAGACCGGGCGGGUGUCUGUCCCUUUCUGUCUCAACCAUUUCCUCCCUUCACUCAGGACCCCUCUUUCUGCACAUCUCUUAUCAGUGACCUUAUCACCGCCUUGCUCAGCAGCCUUCCUUUGGGAGGUGCUGGAAAAGCCAGCAAGGGGAAUUUACCAGGAGGAUAAUGACCAAAAGUCCAGCUUGCAUUUUAUAUAACUGAUUUUUUUUUCUUCAAAAACAAAUACAGUGGAGUACAGCGACCUCAGCUUGGGGUGUCCCCUUUGCUGUUUUGGUGAUAGAAGAUGAGGAGGCAUCGGUUGUUACCGCUGUGUGCCCUCCUGGGCAUCCUGUUUGCAGGACUCCUCCCUAACCUCGAUGCUCAGCCAGCGCAAGAUUCAGCUGACCUAGUACUCUUAAUUGAUGGAUCAGAGAACGUUGGAGCGGCAAACUUCCCCUUUGUUCGUGAUUUGGUUUUGAGAAUCAUUGAGCGCCUUGAUGUGGGCAGGGACACUGUUCGGGUGGCCUUGGCCCUGUACAGCACCAACCCAGAGAUAAAGUUCUAUCUAAAUAGCUAUGACAGCAAAUCAUCAGUCCUGGAAGCUGUGAAGGGCCUGGCUUACCCAGGGGGCGACGAAUCUAACCUGGGCACUGCCUUGGAGGAAGUGGCCGAGAGCCUUUUGAGCCAAACAGCUGGGGGCAGGGCAGACGAUGACGUGUCCCAGAUGUUGGUGGUUAUCAGUGCUGGUCCAUCCACUGAUGAUACUGGUGCCGGUGACCGGGCCCUUAAGAGGGCCAGUGUUAUCACAUUCGGCGUGGCGAUUGGUGACACUGCCACUGCAGAUCUGGAAGCAGUUGCUACAGAUAAAAGUUUUGUCCUGUCAGCCCCUGAUUUCAGAACAGUGGCAAGCAUGGGUGACCAGCUGCUCCCAUCCAUUAACGGGGUGAUCCAACGUACCAUUAUAGUUCAGAAUGAGUUCACAGAAGUCUUGUUAGUUGGAAAACGAGACAUCAUUUUCCUUAUCGACAAUACAAUGGGUUCACAUGGCAUCGGCGCUGUGCGCGAAUUCAUCAGGCGGUUUGUCGACAGCAUGCCUAUUGGUCCAGAUGACGUUCAAGUGGGUGUGGCCCAGUUCAGCAAUGUCCCUCGACUAGAGAUGGAUCUCAACUCUCAUGCAACCAAGGAGGCAAUAGUUGCUGCUUUGGGCGGUAUAAAACCAAGACCUGGACAGACAGUCAAUAUUGGAGCAGCCUUGGACUUUGUGCGGACAAAUAUGAUGAGACCUGAGAAGGGUAGUCGUCUUCAACAGGGGGUACCCCAGCUUUUACUGUUGAUGACCAGUAAAAAGUCCAGUGACAGUGUGGAAGAACCUGCUAAGGCCAUCCAGCGAAUGGGCAUAUUGACCCUAGCUGCAGGCUCCAAGGCCGCUGAUGAAGAAGAACUGAAGAAGAUCGCCUUUGCGGACUCCGUUGUGUUCACACUGAAGGACUUCCGUGCUCUGACUCGCAACCCAAAGGCAAUUCUUGAUGCACUCACAACACUAGCUGGGAUUGUGGUGACCGAAGUACCUACCGAGCCAGUGGUGGAGAUAACAACAGUGCAGACUCAAAGAGUGAUCCGAGACAUUGUCUUCCUUGUGGAUGGCUCAAACUACAUUGGCAGCAGUAACCUACCCUAUGUCAGAGACUUCAUUAUCAAUGUGGUCAACCAGCUGGAAGUACGUCCUGACAGGGUUCAGAUUGGUCUCCUGCAGUUUGCUGACCGCCCAAGAAUUGAAUUUUACCUGAACAGCUACCGCAGCAGGCAAGAAGUUGUGGAUAAAGUCUCUCAACUCAGGUUCACUGGAGGCUCAGUCUUGAAUACGGGAGCUGCCAUGAAUUAUGCCCUUGCCAACAUGUUCCAGCCAUCAGCUGGGUCACGCAGGAGACAAGGAGUCCAGCAGGUGUUGGUUCUGAUCACAGGUGGCCCAGCCCAGGAUGAGGUUAAAAGCGUAGCUGAUAAAUUGGCUCUGGCUGGUGUUUUGACCUUCACAGUCAGUUCUGAGCAAGCAGAUGAAGCCCUACUGAAAACGGUUGCCUUUGUUCCAGAUCUGGCUUACCAUGAAGCAAGAUUUUCUGAUUUACCAGCUGUGGCUGAAGUAAUCAUGCCAAAGUUGAUAACAGUGGUUGGCGAUACAGAUGUGACAUCAUUCCCAGAGGAAACUGUUGUUUCUGGGGGCGAAAGGGAUGUUGCCUUCCUCAUUGACGGCUCAGACAAUGUUCGAGCAGAUUUUGCCUACAUCCGGGAUUUUAUCAUUAAAGUAAUUGAACCACUUGACAUUGGGAUUGACAGGGUACGAGUUUCAGUGGUUCAACACAGUGAGAGACCAACGCCAAGUUUCUACCUUAACACUUAUCAAACCAAAGAUGAGGUGAUAAGAGCUGUCAAUGGAAUGACACUGGCUGGUGGACGCAGUCUAAACACAGGAUCAGCUCUACGAUUCAUGAAGGACACCAUCUUGUCUGAAAGGCUAGGUAGCCGGGCUGCUCAAAACGUCCCUCAGUUUCUGAUCAUUUUGACUGGGGGCAGGUCCAGGGAUAACGUGAAGGAACCUGCUGGUGCACUGAAGACAGAAGGAGUCGUACCAUUUGGUGUUGGUGUCAAGGAUGCAGACCCACGGCAGAUUGAGGCCAUUUCACACAACCCCUCCUUUGCCUUCAAUGUGAAGGAAUUCAGUGAGCUCAGCGCCAUACCGCAAAGGCUCAAUAACUAUUUGAGCCUUCCAAAAGAAGAGCUGACCGUAGUUCUACAGCAAGCUGAGUCACAGGGCCCCCGGAAGGACAUCAUUUUCCUCGUUGAUGGAUCCGAUGGUGUUGGAAGGGAAUUUCCUAUCAUCCAGGAGUUCAUCCGCAGGGUUGUGGACAGUCUCAAUGUGGGCGAGAAUAAGGUCCGGAUUGGCGUAGUCCAGUAUGGUGACUUUGCUCAGGCUGACAUGUAUCUGAACGCACACACGACCAAAGAAGGUGUUUUGAAUGCUGUCAGGGGAAUAAGGCAGAGAGGGGGAAGACAACGUAACCUGGGUCAGGCCUUGCAAUUUGUCAGUCAGGAUGUUCUGACAGCAGCACGUGGUAGCAGGAAGCAAGAGGGCGUACCGCAGUUUGUAAUUGUCGUCUCCAGUGGGUCUUCAACAGAUGACAUCAGCCGGGCAGCCACUUCCCUCAAGCAAUCUAGAGUUAUUCCCUUCAGCAUUGGGACCAGGGAUGUUAACCCUUCAGAGCUCCAGGUGGUGUCAUUCGUGCCUAACUUUGCCUUCGGUGUAGAUGACCUCCCUGGCUUGUACACAGUCCAAGAAAACUUAAUUACCACUCUGACUGAGUUAUCAGAUGAUGACAUCGCCAGAAUGCGUCCAGUAUUCCCAAGAUAUGAAGUAAUCACUCCAGCACCCACAGAAGGGGACAAGAGGGAUGUCGUAUUUCUAAUUGAUGGCACCACAGCGGUGCGUAGUGAGUUCCCGUCUAUCCGUGACAUGAUAAGAAGAGUUGUGGAGAAGCUGGAUGUAGGACUGGAUAAGGUCCGAGUCUCAGUGGUACAGUACAGUGAUGACCCAAAGUUAGAAUUCCUUCUGAAUGAAUUCUCCACCAAAGAUGAGGUACGCCAGGCUGUGGUGAGACUUCGAAGCAAAGGUGGGAACCGCCUAAACACAGGUCGUGCUCUUGAGUGGGUUUCCAGAAACAUCUACCAGAGGUCAGCAGGAAGUCGCCUUGAGGAUGGAGUGCCUCAGUUCCUCAUUCUAGUUACAGGUGGCAAGUCUACAGACGAUGUAUCCACUGCAGCUGACCAACUUAAGAGAAACCAGGUUGCACCUCUUGCCAUUGGUUCAAGGAAUGCAGACCCUAAUGAACUGAGACAGAUUUCCCUGAGGCCCGAACUUGUAUAUACAGUUGACAGUUUCCAGCAGCUUCCAAGAGUGGAGACACAGCUCAUUGAUUCAGUCAAAACAAUAUCCACCACUGAUAUCAGCAGUUAUGUUCCUCCGUCAGUGGACUUAGUCAACCUAAAUCUUGGGAAAAAGGACAUUCUCUUCCUUAUUGAUGGUUCAGACAAUACAGGUGCUGCUGGCAUUGCUCAUAUCCGUGACUUCAUCCUCAGCAUUGUCCAACAACUCGACGUGCAGCCUGAUCAAGUCCGUGUGGCUGUUGUCCAGUAUGCAGACAGAGUUAAAACUGAGUUCUCACUCAACUCACACAACAACAAGCCAGCUGUUAUUUCUGCUAUCAAAAGACUUCGUCAGAUGGGUGGCCGCUCAUCAGAUCUGGCUGACGCCAUUAAGUAUGUUAUACAGAAUGAGUUAAAACCCUCUUCCGGUGUUCGUCUGGCUGAGGCCUCCCAGCAUCUUGUGGUUCUGACGGGUGGCCGUUCUUCCCAAGAUGUCUCAAUCUAUGGACCUCUGCUUAAGGGUUCCCGGGUCAACUGCAUUGGUGUUGGAGCUGGUGGUGCUAACACAAAGCAGCUAACCCAAAUUGCCACCACCCAAGAUGAUGUCCUUCAGGUUCCUACAUUCCCUGGCCUGCCAGCAAUCCAAGACAGGUUCAUUGCCAGGUUGAGUGGGAGCAUCCCAGCAGAAAGAGACCCAGACUAUGAGAGUCCUACCGCAGGCCUGCCUGCAUCCAAGAAGGCUGAUAUAGUGUUUUUAGUGGAUGGCUCCAUCAACUUGGGCAGGAACGACUUCGGUGAAGUGAUGCUUUUUAUCACCAACCUAAUUGAUCUGUUCUUCACUGAGAGAGACAACCUGCGGAUUGGCCUGGCACAUUAUGCUGCAGAUGUGACUGACGUCUUCUACCUCAACACUUACAAGGACAGGCAAGACAUUAUGAACGCCAUCGGCCAAGCAGAGUACAAAGGUGGAAAUAGACUCAACACUGGUGCAGCCAUUCGCCACGUUCAAGAUGUUCACUUCACCAAAGAAAAAGGCAGUAGGGCAGAUGAGGGCACUCCUCAGAUCCUAAUGGUUAUCACUGCAGGAAAUUCAGCUGAUGAUAGCAAAACAGCAGCCCUUGGUCUGAAGAAAAAGGGUGUGAGAGUCUUCGCUGUAGGAGUGGGCGACACUGAGAUUGAGUUAGAGAACCUUGCAAGCGAGUCCACUACUGUCGCUCGAGCAAGCACCAUUCAAGGACUUUCAGAGCUCAAUGAGCAAAUCCUGGAGACUUUGGAUGAUGAAGUCAAGGGGAAGCUGUGUGUUGGUGUGCCAGAAACUCCUAAAACCUGCGACAUAGAGGUGUUGGUGGGCUUUGAUGUUUCUGCCCAGAACAUCUUCAGUGCUCAGACUAACCUCCAGAGCAAGAUGGGUGGCAUUCUGCAGAGAAUUUCCAAAAUGGCAUCCAUCAGUUGCUCAUCUGGGCAGAUUCCCUCUGUGCAAGUGGGCAUCCUGGCCAUGGACUCUGCCUCUGAGCCUGUCCAGCUGGACUUCACAGACAAUGCUGAUGAGCUCUUUGAGGCCUUCAGAGCCCUACGGAAUCGUGGCCCCUUUGUCCUCAACGGCAAGACCAUCUCAGCUUACACCAAUAGGUUCAAAACCAGACAGGACAAUGUUGUCAAGGUUGUCAUUCACCUGACUGAUGGUCUCGAUGCCCCAUAUGCUGAAAUGAAAAGGCGAGUUGAGGAACUUCGGCUGUCAGGAGUGAACAGUUUCAUCCUGGUUGGGCUGGAGCGGGUGCCCAAAUUUGAGGAGGCUUUGCAACUGGAAUUUGGUCGCGGCUUCAGGUACACCAGACCCUUACGCGUCAAUAUCAUGGACUUGGACUAUGAGCUAAUGGAAGAACUGGACAAUAUUGCAGAGAGGGAAUGCUGUGGAGUACCAUGCAAAUGUACUGGCACCAGAGGAGACCGAGGUGGAGUUGGACUUCCAGGGUCUAAGGGUAGUCCAGGAUUACCAGGAAGCCAGGGACAUCCUGGAGAUGAGGGUGGACCAGGAGAUAGAGGUCCUCCUGGUGUGAAUGGAACUCAGGGUUUCCAGGGAUGUCCUGGACAGAGAGGUGUCAAGGGUGGUCGUGGAUAUUCAGGAGAAAAGGGUGAAUUUGGAGAAAUUGGGCUUGAUGGAAUCAAUGGAGAAGAGGGCAAAAGCGGAGUUGCUGGACCCCCAGGAGAGAGAGGAAAUCCUGGCAGAAGAGGCCCCAAAGGUAUCAAAGGACAAGCAGGAGACAGAGGAGAAUUGGGAAUCAGAGGAGACCCAGGUACAACUGGACGAGAUAACAACCGUGCAGGACCUAAAGGAGAUCCCGGUGAUGCUGGACCAGCGGGAGAGGCUGGUGAGGAUGGACAGAGGGGAGGUCCUGGUGAACUCGGAAGAAAGGGAGCUGAUGGCAGAAGAGGCCCACCUGGACCGGCUGGAAAUGCUGGAAGGCCAGGAGCUGAUGGUGUUGCGGGAGAGCCUGGUAUUGGAGGAUCGAGGGGUACAUCAGGACCAAUUGGAGCACCAGGACCCAGAGGAGAAGAUGGAAACCCUGGACCCAGGGGUCCCGGAGGUCAACCAGGUCCCAGUGGAGAGAAGGGCAGAAGAGGAGCUCUUGGUCGCAAGGGAGAGCCAGGAGAUCCAGGACCUAAGGGUGUUAUUGGACCUCUUGGUCCCCGUGGAGAGCCUGGUGAAGAUGGUAGAGAUGGCUUUGGUGUCAUAGGGCCUAAAGGAAGAAAGGGUGAUGAGGGCUUCCCAGGAUUCCCAGGACUAAAGGGAGCUCGUGGUGACCCUGGCACUAAAGGCGGACCUGGACCCAGGGGAAAUCGUGGACAGAGGGGUGUCUCUGGGAACAUCGGUGCACCCGGACAGAAGGGAGAGGUUGGAUACUCUGGGCCAUAUGGUCAGAAAGGGCCGAGGGGACCAGGUGUUGUGCAAUGUGACCUGGUCAAGAAGAUCAGGGACAACUGUCCUUGCUGUUAUGGUAAACAGGAAUGCCCGCUCUACCCCACUGAGCUGGCCUUUGCCCUGGAUGUCUCUGAGGGCAAUGGGCGUCCAACCUUCAACAACAUGCGUGACACCGUCCUGCGCCUACUCAGAGACAUCACCAUCGCUGAGAGCAACUGUCCAAGAGGAGCUCGUGUUGCUUUGACCCUGUACAACAACGAAGUGACCACUGAGAUCCGCUUCGCCGAUGCAAUGAAGAAACGGGCCCUGUUGCAGCACAUCGAGGGACUGCAGACCCUGCAGACCAAGAAGCCGCGCAACUUGGAGACUGCAAUGAGCUUCGUGGCCCAGAACACCUUCAAGAGAGUGCGCAGUGGUUUCCUCAUGAGGAAGGUGGCCAUCUUCUUUGUUGGCGGGCAAGUCGGUCAGGCGCAGGCACUUAGUAAUGCGGCUCUUCGCCUCCAUGAUGCUGGAAUCGCCACUCUGUUUUUGGUCAACCGUGAUGACAGAGCGCUCAGCAGAGCACUGCAGGUCAAUAACACGGCGCUGGCUCAGGUGAUUGUCCUUCCCAACCCUGAUAGUCCACAAUACAAUUCAGUCAUCCAAAAGGUUAUGAACUGCCAUGUCUGCCUAGACGUCUGCUCUCCAGACCAAAUGUGUGACUACGUGCCCCCAUCGACCGGCCGAGACAGGAGGUCUUCCACCACAGACGUGGACAUCGACAUGGCUUUCAUCAUCGACAGCUCGGAGUCUACCUACCCGACAGUUUUCACAGAGAUCAAACGCUACGUAGCGCAUAUAGUGGAGCAGCUGCACGUGUCCUCAAAUCCCACAUCAUCCGUUCACCACGCCAGAGUGUCUGUGAUCCAGCAAGCACCUUACGGGUUCCUCUACAACAAAACUGGAUCUCCCAUCCAUGUGGAUAUCGGUUUGACCGACCACCACUCAGCUCAGGAUAUCGUCAAAUUUCUGGUGGAGAAGACGCCGCAGUUAGAGGGCGGCCGGGCGCUGUCAGCGGCCAUCGAAUCGACGGUGGGGCAGGUGUUUGAGAAGGUGCCUCUACAACGUGACAGGAAAGUGCUGAUGCUCUUUGUGACAGGAAGUGUGGAAGAAGAAGAGGAGCAGCUGGUGCGUAUUGCUACUGAGGUCAAGUGCAGAGGCUACUUCCUGGUCAUCAUGGGUGUGGGCGAGAGGCUGAGUGCUGGAGAUGUUCGCGUCUUGUCACGCAUGGCGAGUGAGCCGACGGAUGUCUUCUUCAAGCGGCUGGACAGCAGCUCACAGUUUCAUGACAAACACAUCCAGAACUUUGGCCAGCUGAUGCCAAAGUACAUCACCAUUGAAAAUGCUUUCUACAUGUCCCCUGAGGUCUCCAAAAAUUGCAAGUGGUUCCAGAGUGACCAGCCACUGAAAAACCCCUUCACAUCAUCACAGCAACAGGAGAAACAUCAGAAACAUCAUGAAAAUCACCAAGUAGUUCAUCAAAGAAAGCACAAAGAUGCAGAUGAGCUGCACAUCUCUAACGUCACCUCCAGCAGCUUGAAACUGCGUUGGAGCAGCCUGAACCCCAAGCUCUUCGUCUACUUCGAGGUAGUGGUGACACGGUUGCACGACCAUUCGCUGGUGCUGAAGACCAACGUGUCGGGCACAGAGCUUUCCGUGGACAACUUAGAGAGCGCUCAAACAUAUCAUGCUGUGGUCACUGCCCACACUGCAGAGGGUCAAAUUGUCUCCACCCGCAAAGGCAUCAUGACUACCAAAGCAGCAGAGCCUACAGAGCAUAAGCCACCCGCCCAAGUUACCAGUACUGUAAACACUGCACCUCUGGACAAACCAGAAACCGCUAAUGAAUUUGCAGACCCAUGCUCACUUGACUAUGACCCUGGAAUGCCGUGCAAAGACUAUCAGGCUAAGUGGUUCUUUGACAGAGAGAACGGGAUCUGUGCACAGUUCUGGUAUGGAGGUUGUGGAGGCAAUGAAAAUAGGUUCGACACUGAGGCCCUCUGCCUGAAAAACUGCAUGAGGUCAGUGCCAGAGCCUCAGCAAAAAGCGCAGCAGACUGAACAGGUGGAGGUCCUCCCGGAUCCUGCAGCCUCUACGGCUGUGGACAUUUGCCAGCUUCCCAAAGAGGAAGGUACUUGUGCCAAAUUUGUCCUCAAGUGGCACUACGAUGCCCCCAGCAAGAGCUGCACGCGCUUCUGGUACGGAGGCUGCGGUGGAAACCAGAAUCGCUUUGACACGCACGAGCAGUGUGUGAAGGCUUGUGAAAAUCCAGCAGCACCCAUCAAACAAGGAGUCAUCGCUGCAAUAAGAACAUAGGACCAAAGUGACACUCAUGGCCGGCUUUCGCCUCCGUUUAGGGGAUUCUGAGGAGGAUCAUCCAUGUCAGGAUGCAAUACCAAAGCAAUGGUGGCUGCACUGGAUUCCACAAAAAUGGACUUUAUCCCCAAAAUUCUUGAAGUAGUCUUUUUCACAACAAGAAGGAAGGCAACACGAAUUGCUGCAUGAUUUGUUUUAACCUACUGGUGCUACAUAGUAUGUUUGUUUUACAGAUGAGCUGUCAAAGUGCCUUCAGUCAAGUUUUCUGGAACAAUGACAUCAUAUGAGUUUUGAUAUUUUUUAAAAUGCAGUUUUAUAAUUAGCAAGAAACAUAUAUGAAUAUCUUGGACAAAGAUUAGCAAUAAAUCAGUACAUGCAGGACUGGCAUUAUUCAAUGCAGUAAUCUUUUUUUUUUAUAUAUUGUGUUUUUGACAUUCCACAUUCACAUAGCAACAUUGGCUUUUAUGGAUUUAUAUUGUUUUCACUUGAUCCCUGUGGAAUCAUUCCUUCACUAUUUUACAGUCACAGAAACCACAGCAAUGUUUACACAGGUCUUGUUCGGCGGUGUGUGUGUUUAGAUGACAGCGACCAACUGCUCGGAUGCUGAAACAUUAAUGUAAUGUUAAGUGCACUUCUGGAUCCGCUGCCUCAGACACCCCCCCCCCCCCCAGCUAUUGAGAAAUGGAAUGUACUUGUCAAGCUGUUAUUUUUUUUAAAUUUUUGUUUCUUUUGAAUUUACUGAAAUUUGUGUUUCAUCGGGGUAUAGGGGAAAUAAAAAUGAAUUAGACUUUCUAA